This is a messenger RNA of Carlito syrichta (Philippine tarsier), 753 nucleotides long. RefSeq names its product granzyme H-like. The transcript has 5 exons. The coding region runs from base 1 to 753 and encodes 250 amino acids. Gene Ontology annotation, cellular component: intracellular membrane-bounded organelle; cytoplasm. NCBI's taxonomy places the organism in Eukaryota, Metazoa, Chordata, Mammalia, Primates, Tarsiidae. The record is from RefSeq and is a predicted model, not a curated record. Gene Ontology annotation, biological process: proteolysis. Gene Ontology annotation, molecular function: serine-type endopeptidase activity.
AUGUGGCUGCCCCUGCUCCUGCAGGCCUUUCUUCUGCUCCCUGGGGCUGGAACAGAGGAGAUCAUCGGGGGCCAUGAGGCCAAGCCCCACUCCCGCCCCUACAUGGCGUUUGUUCAGUUUCUGGUUAGGGAGCGCAAGAAGAGGUGUGGCGGCUUCCUAGUGCGAGAGGACUUUGUGCUGACAGCUGCUCACUGCUGGGGAAGGUCACUAAGUGUCACCCUGGGGGCCCACAAUAUUAAGCAGCCAGAGCAGACCCAGCAGGUCAUCCCUGUGAGAAGAGCCAUCCCCCACCCAGACUAUGAUUCUAAUAGAUACUCCAACGACAUCAUGCUACUGCAGCUGGAGAGAAAUGCAGAGGUGACGGCAGCUGUGCAGCCCCUUGAGCUUCCUGGGCACAAGGCCAGGGUGAAGCCAGGCCAGGUGUGCAGUGUGGCUGGCUGGGGCAAGGUCUCUAUGGACACUUUAGCGAACAAACUGCAAGAGGUGUCACUGACGGUGCAGAAGGACGAGGAGUGCGAAAGUUUCUUCCCCAACCAUUACAUCAGAGCCACCGAGAUUUGUGUGGGGGACCCAAAGAAGACAAAGUCUGGUUUCAAGGGGGACUCUGGGGGACCCCUUGUGUGUAACGGCCAGGCCCAUGGCAUUUUCUCCAGUGGACAAACCAGCGGGAAACCUCCAGGCAUCUUCACCAAGGUCUUACACUUCCUACCCUGGAUAAAAACAACAAUGAACUGCCUCGAACAGCGGGCAUAA